Molecule: messenger RNA, 1254 nt
Organism: Pipistrellus nathusii (Nathusius's pipistrelle)
Lineage: Eukaryota; Metazoa; Chordata; Mammalia; Chiroptera; Vespertilionidae
Source: the annotation of a GenBank genome assembly
AUGGCCAAGGAAGGCGCGGAAAAGGCGGAAGAGACGGAGCAAAUGAUCGAGAAGGAGACAGGCAAGGAGCCUGCGGAGGGCGGCGGCGGCUCGCACCGACUCGGGGACACCCAGGAGAUGCGCGCCGUGGUGCUCGCAGGCUUCGGGGGGCUCAACAAGCUGCGGGUCUCCAGGAAGGCCAUGCCCGAGCCGCAGGACGGCGAGCUCAAGAUCCGCGUCAAAGCCUGUGGUUUAAACUUCAUUGACUUGAUGGUGCGACAAGGGAAUAUCGACAACCCUCCCAAGACUCCUCUGGUGCCAGGUUUUGAGUGCUCGGGAAUUGUGGAAGCUCUGGGGGACAGCGUGAAAGGAUACGAGAUUGGGGACCAUGUCAUGGCAUUUGUCAAUUACAACGCCUGGGCAGAGGUGGUCUGCACGCCCGUGGAGUUUGUCUACAAGAUCCCUGAUGACAUGAGCUUCUCUGAGGCUGCUGCUUUCCCCAUGAACUUCGUCACAGCCUACAUGAUGCUGUUUGAAGUUGCCAACCUACGAGAAGGGAUGUCUGUGCUCGUGCACUCAGCUGGUGGCGGCGUGGGCCAAGCUGUGGCUCAGCUGUGCUCCACUAUCCCCAAUGUGACUGUAUUUGGAACAGCUUCUACUUUCAAGCAUGAAGCCAUCAAAGACUCUGUGACCCACCUCUUUGACCGAAAUGCAGACUAUGUGCAAGAAGUGAAAAGAAUCUCUGCAGAAGGAGUGGACAUUGUUUUGGAUUGCCUCUGUGGGGACAACACCGGAAAAGGUCUCAGCCUUCUCAAACCCUUGGGAACCUACAUAUUAUAUGGUUCAUCCAACAUGGUGACUGGAGAGACCAAGAGCUUCUUUAGCUUUGCAAAAUCAUGGUGGCAGGUGGAGAAAGUGAACCCCAUCAAGCUAUAUGAAGAGAACAAAGUCAUCGCAGGGUUUUCCCUUUUAAACCUGCUCUUCAAACAGGGCCGCGCAGGCCUCAUUCGAGGAGUGGUGGACAAACUCCUAGGGCUCUACACCCAGAAGAAGAUCAAGCCCACCGUGGACUCCCUGUGGGCCCUGGAGGAGGUGAAGGAGGCCAUGCAGCGGAUCCACGACCGAGGGAACAUUGGCAAAUUAAUUCUGGAUGUAGAGAAGACCCCGACUCCACUGAUGGCCAAUGACAGCACAGAGACCAGCGAGGCCGGAGAAGAGGAGGAGGACCAUGAGGGGGACGGCGAGAACAAGGAGCGGAUGCCCUUUAUCCAGUAA